CUGAGCGGCUCUUCCGUCCUUUAAUCUCAUUUAACGUGCAGUCUCGUAUAUUCCGUCUUUUCUAUUGUAUAUUGUAUAUUUAUUUCUAAACAAAUAGAUUGUAUGUGUGUAUAUAGACAGUAUAUAUUGUAUUGGAGUUGUGCGUUCAGCAGGACUUUCAAGGAUUAUUCUGUUUAUAAUUGUUAAAUCUUACAAUCUUAGUAUAGUCUUUUAUAAUAAUCUUUGUUUUGAAAAUGUCUGGACCAAAUGGUGAUCCCCAUAUUUCAGCGGAUGAUGGAAUAAUCGAUGAUGAAGAUGAAUUCAGUGAAGAAGAAUAUGCAGCGAUCAACUCCAUGCUGGACCAGAUCAACUCGUGUCUGGAUAAUAUCGAGGAGAGGAACGACGCUCUGAACGGAAAACUGCACGAGCUGCUGGAGUCCAACAGAGAAGUGCGGCGAGAGUUCAGAGAGCAGCUGACGGAUGGAGACACAGAAGAACAUCCUCCUCCUCCUCCUGAUGAAGAUCAAACAUCCACAGAAACACUGAAUGAAGACUAGUGACGUCUACGCGUGUUAAUGCGUUCACAUGUAAAUGACACCUGCGGUACCUUUUUCAGGUCUUAAUAGGGUAGAAAAACACAUUUUGUUGUUAUGACCAUUUUCCACAUUUUUGUGGAAGACUGAGAAUUACAUAGUGACCCAAAAAUAAUGUCUUAUAUUUGGGCUUCUUCAAAGUUAAUGAAUGUAGUGUGUUUGUCCUUGCAUUUAUGUUGUUUGUGUGUAAACUGUGCGGUUUUAAAUUAUUGUUUAUGGAUGUAGGAUUGUGUAAAUAACGAAAAAGCCCUUGUAAUCAUCUAAUAUUUUAAUAGAAAUUAAAACAAGCCGAAUGCAGAAAAAUAAACAAAACCUCCGUCUGCUAUAAAACACUUGUUUGUUCAGUUGUUGAAUUAAAGUAGGAUGCAAAACACAACUUCACUGUGGUAGUUUGAAUGGACUGUUGUCAUGUGGCUGUGGGUUCGACUCGCCGUUUUCAUGAAGCUAAAAAGGGUCAAAGUUAUCUGGAAGAGUUUAAACAUUCAUCUGUCCACAGUUAGACAAACUGUCUAUAAAUGGAGAUGAUUUAGUACUAUAGGUACUCUCUCUAGAAGUGGCUGUUAGAUAUUCAUCUGUCCACAGUUAGACAAACUGUCUAUAAAUGGAGAUGAUUUAGUACUAUAGGUACUCUCACUAGAAGUGUCCGUUAGAUAUUCAUCUGUCCACAGUUAGACAAACUGUCUAUAUAUGGAGGUGAUUUAGUACUAUAGGUACUCUCACUAGAAGUGUCCGUUAGAUAUUCAUCUGUCCACAGUUAGACAAACUGUCUAUAAAUGGAGGUGAUUUAGUACUAUAGGUACUCUCUCUAGAAGUGGCUGUUAGAUAUUCAUCUGUCCACAGUUAGACAAACUGUCUACAAAUGGAGAUGAUUUAGUACUAUAGGUACUCUCACUAGAAGUGGACGUUAGAUAUUCAUCUGUCCACAGUUAGACAAACUGUCUAUAUAU
Xyrauchen texanus (razorback sucker) is the source of this 1519-nucleotide messenger RNA. It is a transcript of the gene bbln, whose product is annotated as bublin coiled coil protein. The record is from RefSeq and is a predicted model, not a curated record. The transcript has 2 exons. The coding region runs from base 234 to 536 and encodes 100 amino acids. NCBI's taxonomy places the organism in Eukaryota, Metazoa, Chordata, Actinopteri, Cypriniformes, Catostomidae.